AUGGUUCAUUUUUCCACGUCCGCUUCAUCUACUUUAUUAGGUCGUCUACAGCGCGAUGAAGUAACAGCGGUGGAAGUUCUAGAGGCCUAUGUGUGGAAAGCACUGGAAGUGCAAGAAAGACUUAAUUGUUGUAUGGAAGUCAUUAAGGAGGCAUUUGAUGUGGCUACCCAAGCUGAUAAAAAAUGGUCACGGGCUAAAGACAAGCCACCGAUGUACGGAAUUCCUUUUAGUGUGAAGGGCAACUUCUAUGUACCCGGGUACGAUUGUUGCAUAGGACUGGCGAAGUUUGUCGACCAAUUAAAAGUGGAUGAGUGUUCGAUCGUAACUCAUCUACGUAAUCUAGGGGCGGUUGCUCUGCUCUCUUUCGUUUGUUCAAAUAGUGUCUAUGGAACCACAUUGAAUCCUCUUGAUGUGACCAGGACUCCGGGUGGUUCUUCUGGAGGUGAAGGUGCUCUUUUCGCUGCCGGUGGUACUCCGUUUGGCACUGGAAGCGACCUUGCCGGUAGUUUGCGUAUUCCUGCUGCUUUCUGUGGAUUUAUUACCCUUAAACCAACACAAGGUAUUCACUUUUUCCUUUUUUACUAUUUCUGUUCUUUCUCCGAAAUAUUUGUCCUUUGA
Molecule: messenger RNA, 618 nt
Organism: Angiostrongylus costaricensis
Lineage: Eukaryota; Metazoa; Nematoda; Chromadorea; Rhabditida; Metastrongylidae
Source: the annotation of a GenBank genome assembly